AUGGACAGCUCAAAUAUCAAGCCUCCCCAUAAGCCUCGGAAAAGAGCAUCCACGCCGAGAAGCAAGACUGGUUGCGUCACAUGCAAGAUCAGGAGACUCAAGUGCGGAGAGGAGAAGCCAAGUUGCUAUCGAUGUAUGAAGUCUGGCUGGCAUUGCGAUGGAUAUGAACAUGUCGUCGCUCUGACCACUUCCGGAACAUGGACGCUGGCCCCCCUUCGCCCGCGAUCUGAUAGCUCUACAUCCUCGUCGCCAUCUCCGACUUUGUCGCUCUACAUCCCACCACUGGCUCUAGAUGUGUGCGACAAAGAACAACGAUAUAUGCGGAGCUUCAUAGACGAUGUUUCUGUUCAUCUGCAGGCUGAAGAUGCGUUCUUCUGGGCAGGAGUUGUCCUACAAGAGAGCCAGACCAACUAUUCUGUGCGGCACGGACUAGUAGCCAUCGGUGCCCUGGCCAAAAGCUCAAAGCGAUCAACCUUUGGUGGCUAUCGUAUGGACACUGCUCCUUGCCCUCACCGAGAAUACGCUCUAGAGCAGUACGAAAAGGCCUUACAAGGACUCCGAGAAUCAAUAACCCGGGUUGAACCUGGAAAAUGCGUACGAAAUACGGUUAUCUCUUGCCUCGUACUCGCAUUCUUCGAUAAUUUCAUUGGCAAUGGAGGUUUCGCGCUUCAGCAUAUACGACAUGCGAGGGAUUUCCUGCUGCUUGCCAAAGUGGCGGCGCCAGCGGCUGUCACUACGAAGAGCUCAGAGCAAGAAAAGAUUGUCAACAUGUUCUUCCGCCUCGAAAUGCAGGCGCUGUGUGCAAUAGGUAUUGAAGAAGGUCGCACCUUCAUUCGGCUGAAAGAGGGCAUCUCAGACUUCUAUCUACCAAGCCGAUUCAUGAGCGUCGAUGAGGCAAGGGGCACUCGCAAUCGAAUCGUCUGCGAGGGCUAUAGUUUUUUCUACCGGACGGUCAGAUACCAAGAUUUACCUUCUGAGCAGAUACCAGCCUCGAUUAUACGGACACGAGACCAAUUCAUCGAGGGCAUACGCCAGCUACACAACCUUCUUGAUCUUUUGGUGCAGGACAUAGAGCCAGACGUCUUAUGCCAUCCGCUAAAUCGACCUCAAUCCCUAAAGCUCUCUUCCUCCGUCCUCCUCGUCAGAUUGGCAUGCACCCUCGACGCCUCAAAGACAGUAUCCGACCAACUCCUCCCGCACUUCGAGUUCAUGCUCGACUUAUGCCGAGAAACGCUAGAGUACGAAGCAGCCGGCGAUCCAGGCAUAUUCGGCAUGUACCCACCUCUCCCACUCCCACGCACCGGACGCCAUAAACCAAGCUCUCUAUCUGAAAUCGAAUUCUUCGUCCCCGAAGUCCGCACCACCGCCCCACUCUACCUCAUCGCCACCAAAUGUUGCUCAUUUCCCCUGCGGCGGCAAGCCAUCGCCCUUCUUCUCUCCACGCACCGCAGAGAGUGGAUGUAUGAUUCCCUCCUAGCAGGCCAGAUUGGACAGUGGAUGAUGGAGAUUGAGGAGGAGGCUGUGGAUGAGAGAGGGUUUGUGUCGGAGGAGAAGAGGGCAUGGGGCGAGUGCGUUGAGCUUGAUUUGCAGAGGCGGAGAGCGAGGGCGACGUGUAAAGUUGGUUCUUGGAAGGGGUGGCAGGAGAGGGAGAGAAGUGUCUGUUGGUAG
Molecule: messenger RNA, 1668 nt
Organism: Drepanopeziza brunnea f. sp. 'multigermtubi' MB_m1
Lineage: Eukaryota; Fungi; Ascomycota; Leotiomycetes; Helotiales; Drepanopezizaceae
Biological process (GO): regulation of DNA-templated transcription
Molecular function (GO): DNA-binding transcription factor activity, RNA polymerase II-specific; zinc ion binding
Source: RefSeq, a predicted model, not a curated record